This is a messenger RNA of Brassica rapa (field mustard), 1787 nucleotides long. RefSeq names its product floral homeotic protein APETALA 1 A. NCBI's taxonomy places the organism in Eukaryota, Viridiplantae, Streptophyta, Magnoliopsida, Brassicales, Brassicaceae. Gene Ontology annotation, biological process: positive regulation of transcription by RNA polymerase II. Gene Ontology annotation, cellular component: nucleus. The record is from RefSeq and is a predicted model, not a curated record. Gene Ontology annotation, molecular function: protein dimerization activity; DNA-binding transcription factor activity; RNA polymerase II transcription regulatory region sequence-specific DNA binding.
AUUUUCAGAAUAAUCUUUGUCCAGAUCAUCAACUGUUUAAUUAGAAACUACACCGCGCGUAGACAUUGAUUCAAAGCUUCAAAAAUACAUAUCUUAGUUUGAAUCUUAAUAAUUAUUCUUCUUCGUCCCCUCUUUCCUUAAAUCCUGCGUAUAAAUCCGUGAACGCAAUACAUUUCACUAUUGGUUCUCUCAACUCUACCAAAAACAUCUAUUGCCAAAAGAAAGUGUCUAUUUGUCUACAUUGUUACCGCUGAAUAUUGAUUAUAAAUAUUUUAAUAAGCAAAGGGCUUACACUUUAUAUAAAAGAAAAGUAUACAGGUUGUCAAGUUAAAUCGAUAAAUUUUAUAAAGGAAAUUGAUUAGAUAUUUUUGUUGGUCCGGAUUUCGUUUCGCAGAUCUACAGGAAAUCCCCGCCGUCAAUGCAAAGCGAAGGUGACACUUGGGGAUGGUCCAAUGGUCCCGUACUAUGAUACUUCUCUCUUCACGAGACGUCGAUAAUCAACUUUUCUUUCUUUUUGAAAAAAUAUGAGAAAACGUGGACCCAUUAUUAUUACAGUUAAGCCAAUGAGAAGUUGACAACAUAUCUUCACAAAACCACUCUGGUUUUUGUAUACAAGGAAAACCAGUUUUUGCUUUUCCCUAAAACCGCUCUUACCCAAAUCUCUCCAUAAAUAUAGAGUGAAAGAAAGAUCCCGAGACUCACACACAAGUCUUAUUAUAAAGCAAAAAAAGAAAAACUUUCCUUAUUGGAUCAUACCAAACACUAGGAUCUUCUUUAUCUCUCUUCUUGUAGUUUCUUGUUUUGUUUGGUUCUUUUAGAGGAUAUAGUUUCUUAAAAAGGAUCAAGAUGGGAAGGGGUAGGGUUCAAUUGAAGAGGAUAGAGAAUAAGAUCAAUAGACAAGUGACAUUCUCGAAAAGAAGAGCUGGUCUUCUGAAGAAAGCUCACGAGAUCUCUGUUCUAUGUGAUGCUGAAGUUGCCCUUGUUGUCUUCUCCCAUAAGGGGAAACUCUUUGAAUACUCCACUGAUUCUUGUAUGGAGAAGAUACUUGAACGCUAUGAGAGAUACUCUUACGCAGAGAGACAGCUUAUUGCACCUGAGUCCGACGUCAAUACGAACUGGUCGAUGGAGUAUAACAGGCUUAAGGCUAAGAUUGACCUUUUGGAGAGAAACCAGAGACACUAUCUUGGGGAAGACUUGCAAGCGAUGAGCUCUAAGGAGCUCCAGAAUCUGGAGCAGCAGCUUGACACAGCUCUUAAGCACAUCCGCUCUAGAAAGAACCAACUUAUGUACGACUCCAUCAAUGAGCUCCAAAGAAAGGAGAAGGCCAUACAUGAGCAAAACAGCAUGCUUUCCAAAGAGAUCAAGGAAAGGGAAAAGAUUCUUCGGGCACAACAAGAGCAAUGGGACCAGCAAAACCAUGGCCACAAUGUGCCUCCUCCUCCUCCCCCGCAGCAGCAUCAAAUCCAGCAUCCAUACAUGCUCUCUCAUCAGCCAUCUCCUUUUCUCAAUAUGGGUGGCCUGUAUCAAGAAGAAGAUUCAAUGGCAAUGAGGAGGAACGACCUUGAUCUGUCUCUUGAACCCGUUUACAACUGUAACCUUGGCUGCUUUGCCUCAUGAAACAAUUCCAUAUAUAUAGAUUUCUAUAAUCAACAAUGAUGAUACAAUUAAAUUUCUGUGUUCAUUAUGUGGCAAAACGUGCAAUAUAUUUUUAAGUUCGGAGAGAACGAAUGACGAAACUGGUUCAGAUGACCCCUUUUCAAACUUAUUAUCAUUAAUUUGCUUCUCGA